AUGGCCGCCGAAUUCGUAGGGUAUACGAUUCUUGUCACGCUCCGCACGCCGGCAAACGCGCAACUCCAAGGAGUCGUCGCAAAUGUCGUUGAUCAGAAUCUGAUCUUACAGGAUGUCCUGCUACUUUGGAGCGGCCAACGAAUCCCCUCGUAUACCCUGAAUGCCGACCUCAUCGCCGACCUCGAGGUGGCACCCUCACAGCCAUCCUCUUCCUCAUUACCCACACCGACUGCCACAUCACACCCAUACCCCGGGGCCUCCGCGCAGCAUGUACCGUCAAAUGGCUCGCAGACGUAUCAGCAAACGGCGUACCAAGAUCCUGCCAUUCUCAGCUACCACAAGCCGUCACAUCAACCUGUCUCGCCCAUUAUGAUCGCAGACGGCAUUGUCCCUAGUCCAGUGUCGCCGCAAGGCCGAGGGAUCGUCAAGCAGAGCUCUGUGUCGAGUAUAGCCACGUCGCAGCCGCUCAAGCCCAACAGACGAGACUCGGAAGCUACAGCGAUUCUGACGGAGCCCUUCGAUGCUCUAGCGUUGGGAGUCAAUGACAAGAAGGUCGCGAAGAAGCACCGCUCUACACCCUCACAGGCCGUGCCCGGCAUCAUCGAUGUCAAGAGUAUGCACGCGCCCUCCAUAGCGGCACCAGUGAAAGAGAAGAAGCCGGGAAAGGGCAAGGGCUGGCGCAGCACACCUCUCAUUGAAGAGCGGCCAACACGACGUCAGCGCUUACGGAAAGCAGAAGAGACCAACGGGUGGGCUACUGAGGACGCCACUGACAUCCAGGACAUGCCCGAAUUCGAUUUCGCCAGCAACCUCUCCAAGUUCGACAAGAGACAAGUCUUCGACGACCUCCGCCGAGACGACCACAUUCCCACUGACGAGCGACUUGUCAGCUUUAAUCGACUAGCAAGACCAGGCACAAACGGCGGCAAGAACCUGCAUUUCUCCGAGAACGUCCUGGAUGGAACAAAUAACGGCAACAACGAUCCAUGGAAGAGUGAGGCAGGCGAGACCGAGGACGACGGCCACGUCGAGCCAGAUCACUACUCCAGUGGCCGGGGCUCGAGAAGAGCAAACUCACGCAGACCGCACACAUCAAGUCGAAAAGCAAGCCUACUCUCCAGCCACGUCGCAGAUCCUCGCAACGCAAGUCCUCGACCUCUAUCCCGCGUCGCCACCGCCACGACCCUCUCCAAAAGCGGCCGCACGUCGUCCCUCAAUGGCCUCCCACGCGCAACCUUCCGCCUCGCCUCAAACAACAAGCCCGUUCACUGCGUCUCGCCGCUCCAGAUGCUCGAAAUCGAACAGCUCUGCACAUCCGAUCUAGGCCUCUCCGAAGAACAGCUCUCCGAGAAUGCAGGACGGAGCAUCGCCGAAGCGAUCCUCAAAUCCAGCCCGGAAGCGAAAUGCAUCGUCUUCCUCGUCGGAAACCACAAGACAGGCUCCCGGGCCGUAGCAGCGGCGCGCCAUCUCCGCAACCGCCGACUGCGCGUCACAGUCAUCCUCCUCGGCGGCGAGCGCGAAGACAGCGUCCUCGAAAGUGUCAGGCGGCAGCUCAACACUUAUAAGAAAGGCGGCGGGUGGGUGGAGAAGUGGGAUGAAUAUCAGUCCAAACUCACCAACGCAGCCACGACCGCAACCAAGGGUGCAGCAGCCACAACGCCAGAUAUAAUAGUCGACGCCCUCCUUGGCAUCCACACCACUUUCGACGAGCUACGAACCGACGACCAGGCCGUGGCGUUUGAAAUGACGCGUUGGGCGGGCCGGAACGGGAAUAUCCUCUCAAUCGACGUGCCCAGCGGCGUGUCCGCCAGCUCAGGCCUCCUUUCCGAGGCCGACGAAGGUAGUGGGCAAGCAGUUGUGAUGGACGUGAAAGGUGUGAUCUGUCUGGCUGCGCCGAAGACUGGACUGCUGCAGACGAUGGCGAAUGCGCAUGCGGAGGGAUUUCCGAUGGCGUGGGAAGUGGUGGUCGUCGAUAUUGGUGUCAGUACGAGUGCUGGCAGCGACAUGGGAGUGGGAGUAGGAGGAGGCAGGGCGUUGAUUUCGGGGGCGGUUGGGUCGUGGAUGUGA
Molecule: messenger RNA, 2067 nt
Organism: Cyphellophora attinorum
Lineage: Eukaryota; Fungi; Ascomycota; Eurotiomycetes; Chaetothyriales; Cyphellophoraceae
Product: Enhancer of mRNA-decapping protein 3
Exons: 2
Coding region: 1-2067 (688 amino acids)
Biological process (GO): deadenylation-independent decapping of nuclear-transcribed mRNA; P-body assembly
Cellular component (GO): P-body
Molecular function (GO): mRNA binding
Source: RefSeq, a predicted model, not a curated record